UGAAAAGCCUGAGUUUCCGGCAAUCAACGCAUUGGAGCUGUUGUGCACUUAACACUUUUAUAUCAGAAUGUCCAGAUUGUUGACCAUUUGCCUUCUGUCUCUGGCACUUGCUGUGCAGUGCGUGUUGUCGGAGAAUCCUGCUGAGGGCUUGAAUAUUCAUAUUCGCGGACAGCUGCAGCAGUAUGAGAAAUACCUCGCCAACGAUGAUGGCUCCCACAAGGAGGAACUCAAGAAACUGAUCGGCAUCUAUGAAACCGCCUUGAAGACCGAGGACUUCAACGCCAAACAGACUCUGGUGAACGAAGUGCCCUCGCAGUUUUCUCCAGAAUUCGGCAAAUUCGUGCAAUCCAAAUUGCAAGAAGAUCAAAUCAAUGAGGAUAUUUUGGGUGCCAUCAGCUUCUACAAGUCGCUCCUGGCCAAGGGUGAGUUCAAGGCUGAUCUUGAGAAGGUCGUUGCCGAACUAGAGAGCCUGCAGAAGCAAGCCGACUUUGAAGCCAAGAAGAAUGGUUUCUUGAACCUGGAGAAGGGCUUCAGUCCCGAAUUCGUGAACUUCCUUAAGAGCGAUGCGUUGCCACAGCUCAACAGCGAUCUGAAGAGUGGCGUUGAGUUCUUCGAGAAAGUUUUGGGCGAGUCUGAUGUUAAGUACGCCACCGAGAUUAAAGACCUGAAGGCUCAAGCUCAAGCAGCUAUUGCCGAUUCCGUUUCCAUCGAUGAUAAGCACAAGGUGCUCUAUGAAAUCAGAAAUCCUCCUAACGCCGAACUGAUCGAAUACCUCAAAGCGAAAUUCGCUGAACUGAACUAAGAAUUCAUUUUCCUUUCAUCUUUAAAAAGCAUUGAAAUGAUUUGAGCUGAAGUUUAAUUUUCAUUUGGCUACUCACUUACUUAAAUUAAAUAAAUUUUAAUAAAAA
Molecule: messenger RNA, 908 nt
Organism: Drosophila hydei
Lineage: Eukaryota; Metazoa; Arthropoda; Insecta; Diptera; Drosophilidae
Exons: 2
Coding region: 68-802 (244 amino acids)
Source: RefSeq, a predicted model, not a curated record